AUCUCCGCCCACUUCGCCGCGUGCCCUACCCACAGGCCCCGCCCUGGCUCCGCCCACUCCCCCAACGGUCAACCGUGCCUGGCGGGCGGCGGGCCAGCGCUUGGCCUCCGCGGUGGGUGCGGGCAGCCCGAGGAGGCUGCGGGAGACCCCGGGCCCAGCGUUGGGUCUGCAGGCAGGGAGGGGGAAGAAAGGCCCAGUCAAGCUUUCGGGAAGGCGCGGCCCCGCCCCGGGCGGUUCCAAGGGAGUGGCCGGCCGCCGCCUCCCCGGAGCGCCUGUGGCAGGUGCGCGGCCCGGUGGGACCCGGCCGGAGCGGAAGCGGGGUGCCGCCCUGCCUGCUGCCCGGCUGUGGCCAUGGAAGAGGCCCCGCUGCUGGGCGCGAUGCCCAGCCCAGAAGAUGAGAUGGUGACCGACCUCUUCAGCCCCGAGGGUCAGUUUGUGCCCCCCGCGCCCGUGAAGCACGAGGAGGACGAGUUCCACGUGUUCAGAGACGCCUACCUGAGCGCCACCGAGCCCCAGGGGCCGCCGCUGCGCGCGCUCAGCCCCACGCUGGGCGCCGACUGUCCGGCCAAGGCCCAGGUGGAGCUCCUGGUGCAGGACGAAGACGAGGAGCAGCUCCUGGGCGAGCGGCCGGGCCUUCCCGACCUCCACGCCCUGGAAGACGCGGCGCCGCUGGCGGCUGCACAGCCGCACGCCUACAACGUGCACUUCCUGUCCUCGCUGCUGGCCUCGCACCGCAGCCCCGCGGUGGUGCCCCUGGGGGCCUGGGCCAGGGACGGAGCCGCCCACCCCGGGGUGCGGGUGAUUCCAGUUGAAGUAAAGGAGGCUGGCGGUGCUGCCACCAGCAGCAGCCCGGAGGGAGCCACUUCUCAGAACCCGCUUGCCCAGGAGUCCUGCUGCAAGUUCCCAUCGUCCCAGGAAGCAGAGGAAGCCGCCAGCGCAUCGCAUAAGAAAGACUCAAGCCCCAUGGUGGUAUGCCAGCUGAAAGGGGGCACACAAGUGCUGUGCAUAGACAAUCCUGGCACGAGAGAACUGAAGGCACUGCACCUGCUUCCCCAGUAUCAAGACCAAAGUAGUCACCUGCAACCAGAUGGGCCCAAACCGAUGACGACUUUCGUGGGAAGAUUUCUGCCAGUCCCAGCAAAGCUAAAUCUCAUUGCACAACAAGUGGAUAACGGAGCCCUCCCGGCAGUCCUCAAUGGGCCUGCGUUCCCCUCCAGCUCAACUCUUCCAGGACCACCCAAAAUCGCUUUGUCUGGAGUAACUGUUAGUUCAUGGGCCACAAAGUCUAAAAAGCCAUGUAACUGUACCAAAUCCCAGUGUCUGAAAUUGUACUGCGACUGCUUUGCCAGCGGGGACUUUUGCAACAACUGCAAUUGUAAUAACUGUUGCAACAACUGGCGUCAUGAAAUCGAAAGGUUUAAAGCCAUUAAGGCUUGUCUCGACCGAAACCCAGAAGCUUUCCAGCCGAAAAUCGGGAAGGGCAGGCCGGGCAGCGCGAAGCCCCGGCACAACAAAGGCUGCAACUGCAAGCGGUCGGGCUGCCUGAAGAACUACUGCGAGUGCUACGAGGCCAAAAUUAUGUGCUCUUCUAUUUGCAAAUGCGUUGGCUGCAAAAAUUAUGAGGAAAGCCCAGAACGAAAAACACUAAUGAACGCGCCAAACUGCGUGGACGCCGGCGAUUUGGAAGGCGGCCACCAUUUGUCACCCACAGGUGCAGGACUGCCAAAACCCAGAAAAGACAGGCGGCCGGCGUCCUGCAUCUCCUGGGAGGUGGUGGAGGCCACGUGCGCCUGCCUGCUGGCUCAGGGGGAAGAGGCCGAGAAGGAGCAGCGCUCCCAGUGCCUGGCGGAGCAGCUGGUCUUGGAGGAAUUCGGCCGCUGCUUAUCACAGAUCCUGCACAUUGAGUUCAAGUCCAAGGGGCUGAAGAUGGAGUAGAGCACCGCAGAGGCAGGUGUGUGCCCGUCAGUGUUGUCUCGGGACGUGGAAAAUCCGGGACUGUGGCCACAGCUGGGAGCCCAAAACCUGCCCUAAUGCUGCCCCGUGGGCCGGAGGUUUGUCAGAGCUCGCUGGCGGCUGUGUGGGCCAGGACCUGUCUUUUUGACCAAGUGGGCGACAUAAGCACUGCUUGUCUGGGCCAGAGAAGGAGGGGCCGUGGUCCUGGGAGCACUGUCCCCAUGGGUGAGGCAGCCGGCGCAGGCCCUGGGGAGGGCCCCAGGGGAGGGGAGGAGGAGGACCCGCCUUCACCCUCCACCCUUGGGGAGCUGCCUCCCCGGGGCUGCCUCGGGCGCUUUUUGGUUUUUGUUUGUUUUUUAAAUUAUUUAGAAAUGAAUGCCCCAGCUGGGCUGCCCCACAGCCUGCCGCCUGGAGAGAGUCGCCCACUGCAGGAGACUGGGCUUGGGUCAGCGGUGUCGGGCGCUGCAGGGGUUAGAGUUCUGUCCAGUCUCUUACGUGUUUGUAUCUGAGUUGUGGAAAAGUCCUAUUACCCGAUUAA
Oryctolagus cuniculus (rabbit) is the source of this 2491-nucleotide messenger RNA. Lineage: Eukaryota; Metazoa; Chordata; Mammalia; Lagomorpha; Leporidae. The record is from RefSeq and is a predicted model, not a curated record.